Molecule: messenger RNA, 2382 nt
Organism: Neoarthrinium moseri
Lineage: Eukaryota; Fungi; Ascomycota; Sordariomycetes; Amphisphaeriales; Apiosporaceae
Exons: 2
Coding region: 1-2382 (793 amino acids)
Biological process (GO): tricarboxylic acid cycle
Cellular component (GO): cytosol; mitochondrion
Molecular function (GO): aconitate hydratase activity; 4 iron, 4 sulfur cluster binding
Source: RefSeq, a predicted model, not a curated record
AUGAGGGCUGUUGAGCUUGCUUGUCGCCGCGGGACGGCUUUCAGCCGUUUCGCCGCAAGCCGGUCACCUCGAGCGCGAACCUUUGCGACACCCUCCUUCGACACCUCCAACCCCCGGAUCCCGCCCUACCUGAAGCUCCUGAAGAACUAUGAGCAGGUCAAGGAGGUCUUGGGGCGUGCGACCCCCCUGACCCUGGCCGAGAAGAUCCUCUACAGCCACUUGGACAACGUCGAAGAGUCGCUCCUCACCAACACCGAGGGCGGCCGCAACAUCCGCGGCAAUGCCAACCUCAAGCUGAACCCCGACCGCGUCAACAUGCAGGACGCCUCGGCCCAGAUGGCCCUGCUGCAGUUCAUGACCUGCAACCUGCCCACCACCGCCAUCCCCGCCAGCAUCCACUGCGACCAUCUGAUCGUCGGCGAGCGCGGCGCCAAGGAGGACCUCGAGGCCGGCAUCAAGACGAACCAGGAGGUCUUCAACUUCCUCGAGUCCGCCGGCAAGAAGUACGGCAUCGACUUCUGGCCCCCGGGCGCUGGCAUCAUCCACCAGAGCGUGCUCGAGAACUACGCCGCCCCCGGCCAGAUGAUGCUGGGCACGGACAGCCACUCCCCCAACGCCGGCGGCUUGUGUACGGUCACAAUUGGUGUGGGCGGGGCUGACGCCGUCGAGGCGCUCGUCGGUGCUCCCUGGGAGCUCAAGGCGCCCCGUGUUCUGGGUGUCGAGCUGAAGGGCAAGCUGGACGGCUGGGCCACCCCCAAGGACAUUAUCCUCGCUUUGGCCGGCCAGCUCACCGUCCGGGGAGGCACGGGCUUCAUCAUCGAGUACUUUGGCUCUGGUGUCGAGACCCUCAGCUGUACCGGCAUGGCAACCGUGACCAACAUGGGUGCCGAGGUUGGCGCCACAACUUCCAUCUUCCCCUUCAACGACGCCCAUGUGCGGUACCUGGAGGCCACCCACCGACACGACGUGGCUGCCGAGGCAAAGAAAUACUCGGAUAUCGUCGGCUUGAGGGCUGACGCCGGAGCCAAGUACGACGAGGUCAUCACCAUCGACCUCUCGUCUCUGGAGCCUCACAUCAACGGCCCCUUCACGCCCGACCUGUCAACGGCGCUCUCCAAGUUCAAGGAGACGGUCAGGGAGCAGGAAUGGCCCGAGAACCUGUCCGCGGGUUUGAUCGGCAGCUGCACCAACAGCUCCUACGAGGACAUGACCAGAGUUGAGAGCAUGGUCAAGGAAGCAAUGGAGGCCGGGCUUAAGCCUGCCUCAAGUUUCUACAUUACCCCCGGCAGUGAUCAGAUCAGAGAGACUCUGGCCCGUGAUGGUCCUCUUGAGACGUUCAAGGCGGCUGGCGGCACCGUUCUGUCGAAUGCCUGCGGACCCUGCAUUGGACAGUGGAAGCGCCAGGAUGACGUGAAGAAGGGCGAAAGCAAUGCCAUCCUGACGUCGUACAACCGAAACUUCAAGGGCCGCAACGACGGGAACCCUGGCACCAUGAAUUUCCUCGCCUCGCCCGAGAUCGUUACUGCCAUGGCCUUCGCCGGUACCACGACUUUCAACCCCAUGACCGACUCGAUCAAGACUCCAUCUGGAAAAGACUUCCGCUUCACGCCUCCGUCCGGUCUCGAGAUUCCCUCGCAACCUUUCGCCUCUGCACGCCCGGAAUUCCGCGCUGUCUCGUCGACGCCGGAUGCUUCUGUGCAGGUGGCUGUGGCCCCGACCUCGGAGCGACUUGCUCUGCUGGAACCCUUUGAGCCCUUCCCGUCGUCUGACCUAUCUGGGCUGCGCGUCCUUGUCAAGGUCACUGGCAAGUGUACCACUGACACCAUCUCGGCCGCUGGACCUUGGUUGAAGUACAAGGGCCACUUGCCCAACAUUAGCACCAACACCUUGAACACUGCUACGAAUGCUGAGACUGGCGAGGUCAAUGCGGCUUACGAUAUGGAUGGCUCCAAACACACCAUUCCAGAGCUGGGCCAGAGGUGGAAGGAGGCCAACCAGCCCUGGCUCGUGGUUGCUGAGCACAACUAUGGUGAGGGUAGUGCUCGCGAGCAUGCUGCCCUGCAACCACGAUAUCUCGGCGCGCGCAUCGUGCUCACCAAGAGCUUUGCGCGCAUCCACGAAACAAACCUGAAGAAGCAGGGUGUUGUGCCGUUGACAUUUGCAAACGAGGCUGAUUACGAUAAGAUCGGUGCAUGCGACGAGGUCGCGACCGAGGGAUUGUACGAUAUGCUGAAGAAUGGCGGAAAGGGUGAGGUGGUGUUGCGUGUGAAGAAGAACAAGACGGGCGAGGAGGUUCUCAUCAAGACCAAGCACCAGGUCAGCGAGGAUCAGGCAAAGUUCAUAUUGGCCGGAAGUGCACUGAACAUGCUGAGCCAACGGUAG